UUCAAGUUUGGAUGGCGCUUCCCGACUGCUUGAGCUUGCCUGCGUAGCUAUUGGGAACAAAUAGUUUCUCCGCCUGGCUGCAUUUCUAACACUUCGGGAGUAUCUCGCUGCAUGCAGUGGAAUGCUGUUGAGUAAACAUGCAGAGGCUUGUGUUUUAUGUGGUAGUAACUGGUUUUUAGCGGAGCUACCUUGCUGCUGUUGAAGAGAACAAAUCCAGUAUUCUUUUGUCUGGUAGAAAUACGGAAGAGGCUUCUUGUUAAAAUUCUAAGUACAAUUUUCUUUUCUGUUUAAUGUUUACAAGACUCCCGAUGCAGUUAAAGCAGCUGUCAAUUAACUUCUUUUGGUUACUUUGCAGUUUGCCUUGGGGGGGGAAAUGUAACCUUUAAAGCACGGCGGAUGCAAAUAUGACGAGAAGCAAGAAAUGUAAUCUCUGAAUGUCAGUAUUCUGCUUGAGAGUAAGCAAGACAGACUUCUUUCCUCUCUGAAAGAAAAAAAAUCCUUUUGGAGAAGCUGAUCAUUACAGUGCACAGAAGUGGAAAUAUUUGGAAAGAUGGGGAUCCUUGUUUUCCUUCUGAUCUGGAGUUUAAUCUUAAACUUGACCGAUGGACACAGUUUGUUCACAUGUGAACCUAUUAUUAUCCCAAAAUGUUCUGGAAUGACUUACAAUAUGACAUUUUUUCCUAAUAUGAUGGGACAUUAUGAUCAGGACACUGCAGCAUCCCACUUGAAGCUGUUUCUUCCUCUUCUGAAUCUCAAGUGCUCUCCAGAUGUCCAUACAUUUCUGUGCAAAGCCUUUGUGCCUGCUUGCUUUGAACAAACACGUGUAGUUCACCCUUGCCGGAGCCUUUGUGGAAGAGUGUAUGCAGAGUGCAAAAAGGUGAUAGACACGUUUGAAAUUGGAUGGCCUAAGGAACUUGAAUGUAGCAGGUUGGAAGACUGUGAUGAAACUGCUGCUGUCACUGCUUCUUUUACUACAAGAGGCCAGGACACAUGGAAGAUUCCAGGGCAGCCCAGAAGGGACUAUGGAUUUUGGUGUCCACGUCAUUUGCAGACUUCCAGUGGGCAAGGCUACAAGUUUUUGGGCAUUGAGCAGUGUGCACCCCCUUGCCCCAACAUGUACUUCAAUGAUCACGAGCUGGAUGUUGCCAAAAGCUUUACUGGCAUUGUUUCAAUUUUUUGCCUUUGUGCCACUCUGUUUACAUUCCUAACAUUUUUGAUAGAUGUUAAAAGGUUCAGGUAUCCAGAAAGGCCAAUCAUAUACUAUUCUGUUUGUUACAGUAUAGUGUCUCUUGUUUUCUUCCUUGGCUUUGUCCUAGGAAAUAGAACAGCCUGUAAUAAGGGGGAUGAAAAACUGCAGCUUGGUGAAACCGUUGUCCUUGGUUCUCAGAACAAAGGUUGCACCCUUGUCUUCAUGGCUUUGUAUUUUUUCACAAUGGCCGGAACUGUCUGGUGGGUGAUCCUCACAGUCACUUGGUUCCUUGCUGCUGGACGGAAAUGGAGCUGUGAAGCUAUAGAACAGAAAGCCAUGUGGUUCCAUGCAGCUGCCUGGGGCAUGCCAGGGUUUCUCACAGUUAUGCUCCUUGCCAUGAACAAAGUGGAAGGUGACAAUAUUAGCGGCGUCUGUUUUGUUGGCCUCUAUGACUUAGAUGCUUCUCGAUAUUUUGUUCUCUUGCCUUUGUGCAUUUGUGUCUUCGUUGGUUUAUCUCUCCUUUUAGCGGGUAUAAUUUCCCUAAAUCAUGUGCGCCAAGUCAUACAGAAUGAUGGCAGGAAUCAAGAAAAGCUGAAGAAAUUCAUGAUUCGAAUUGGUGUCUUCAGUGGCUUAUACCUUGUGCCUCUAGUGAUACUCUUGGGAUGUUACAUCUAUGAGCAGGUGUAUAGGAAGAUCUGGGAAACCACUUGGGUUUAUGAUCAUUGUGAUCAAUUCCAUAUCCCCUGUCCUUAUCAGAUCAAAACAUUAGCUAGACCAGAAAUAACUUUGUUUCUACUGAAAUACCUGAUGACUUUAAUUGUUGGCAUCUCUCCAGUCUUCUGGAUAGGAAGUAAAAAGACCUGUUCAGAAUGGGCCAGUUUCUUCAACAGAAAUCGCAAAAGAGAUCCAAUCAGCGAAAGCCGGAGAGUGUUGCAAGAAUCGUGUGAAUUUUUCUUAAAACACAACUCCAAAGCAAAGCACAAAAAGAAACAUUACAAAUCCAGCUCUCACAAACUGAAGGUGAUUUCCAAGUCAAUGGGGACUAGCACAGGUGCUACAAGCAAUCAUGGGACUUCUGCAGUGGCCAUUGCUAACCAUGAUUAUUUAAGCCAUGAAACCUUGACUGAGAUCAAAAGUUGUCUGGAAACAUCUGAGAGAGAGAUGGAAGCAGACACCGUACGUAGCCAGAGGGUGGAGGAGGAAGAGUUUGCUCGUAGUGAACACAGCGCAUUACGAACGCAAUCCAGCCCUAAAGUGCCUUUGGAACAGGAAGAACAAGAGAGAAAGGCUGACAACAAGCAAGAUAUGGCCAGCUUGUCUGAAAGCAUAAAGAGAGUAGCUGAAGAAAGGACAACUCCUAAAAAUGACAUUGCUGAAGCUCCUCCACUCCAACUUGGUCAUCCACAUCUCAGUGUUUCCCAGACUGGCAGUACCAAGGGGUCAGGAUUGCUCUUUGCCCACUCAUCUUCAGACUCAAGGAAAGCUCAGGAGUCUGGUCAUAGCUCAAACGGUUGAAAAAAUGAACAAAUUCUGAUCCUUGUAGUCCUAGGACCUCUGAGGAGCACCAGGUUAGGAAAAAUUCUGUUUCAUGAAUAAUUUGAGGUCACAAAAUGACUCCAUUCUGUGUUAAUAUUGGACAUGAGAGAUGCAUUGUGUCUUGUAAAUAAGCACAUUCUUUGCACUUCAACAAAAAGUAAAAUAGUAUUGUAAAGAGACACUGCUCUCUUGUUCCUUCUGUGGAAUCUAUCAGUUACCAAAAACUUUAAAGGAAAAAAGGGCAAAUGUGUGAUUUACCACUUCAUAUGCUUUAUGUCAAACUGUGGUGAAAUAAGGGAAGGAUUUUUUAUGCUGAAGUAUAUUGAAGAAAACUUAAUUGCCUUAAGAUCUUUUUAGUAGUGCUAUUUAUGCUUUAAAACUGAGUAUGAACUGGUGACCUUUCAGAAAUUGCAGUCCAUCUCCAUAAGCCUCAACUGCAAUUGCCAAUGGGUAAAGGUGAUGCAAAUCAUAAUGUAGGAACAUCUGUUAAUCCACAAGUGCUUCAUCCUAGGGAUUAAACUAACAUAAAUUGCUGUUUCACACAGUAAUAAAUUGUACAGAGUUUGUAGGGAGUGAAGAAGUUGACUCAUCCUAACAGAGUAACAGGGCAUCCCUGUUCUCUGAAGAUUACUGAAAAAAAGUUCAAGUACUUGCAGCACCUUGGACUUUCUCAGCCAAAGCACAGACCGGAGUCUGCCCCUGUCCCUCUCAUCAACCAUCUCUGGCCUUUUCGUCUUAGAUCUUUCUUACUGUCUAAUUGGGCAAGGUCAUGUCUUCUAUUGAAUCCUGAAAUUCCUGCAGGUUAAAUGGUGAGAAGGAUAUUAAAGCCAGAGGAGUGCAAAACAUUUCAAACUUGAAAUGUACUUUUUUGAGUUCCAAACAGGUUUAAAGCUUGAAAUGUUUCCAGAAGAGUCAAAACAUAGGUUUCACACUCAAAAUGUUUUGCACUUUUCCACUGGAGACCUGCUUCCUCCUGUCAAAUUUUUGAUGUGUUUGAAUUAAGGUCUUAUGGAGAAAAACGGCAGUCUUGCUGGGCAGCUAAGAAAAGGCAUUAAAUAGUUGUGGAUGCUCAAGACUCCUAAGCGCAGGCACUUCAGCGCAGACACUUAUACUGGGCUUGAGUAUUAAUUCCUUUCCUGUGAGCCAAUUACUAUUUUAAAAUCCUCAGCUUGUACAUUUGAGCCAUUGGUAGUAUAUUACAGUAGGCUAUACACUGAAAUGGGAAGAGAAAUUGGAAUCAAAAUUAGUUUAAAUCAGCUACUUUUAUACAGUAUUAGAAUGUAAUUCUGUUUCUUUUACAUUAUAGGAUACUUAAUAUUUAGAUACCACCCUCAGAUCCUUCAGGGGUUUUGCUUGCACAGUGUUGCAAGGCUGGGAAGGGAGAGGAGGGGAAUAAAUCACUCUUGAGAGAUUUUGGACAGUAAUUGAAUAUUUAAUCAAGCUGCUGCCUUUCAGUCUUGAAUAUAAUUUCAUACAUACAUACAUACAUACAUACAUACAUACAUACAGUCUUUAACGUGGUUUUGUAACGUUGCCUGCUGAAUUUUGAACAACUGAAAGGUUUGCAGACAUUUAUGUGCUAUUUUGUUCUGCCCUAAUAAAGGGUGUUUUACUAAGGAUGUAAGAUUAUUUUUUCUCAUGGACCAACACUACUGUUGUUUUGGGGUUAUCAUUGUUAUCUCUGUAAAGCCUGCAUAAAUGUGACAUUGGACCACAUUCCUUAAAAAAAAAACAAUUUGCUUAAUCAGUUAGAAUCUGAACGUACAACUGAUAGUCCAUUACGUAUGUGAAGCUAAUUUUUGUAAUUUUAAUUACCUUUAACUGUUUUAAACAAUGUAUUUCCUAUAGAUAAAGACAUUACCUUGGAAAAAUGAGAGAUAUAAGCUUUUGAUUGUAUAGUUUCAGAACUCAUUUACUGAGUUUGGAUAUUUGGGGAUUAUAAAUAGUAAGUCAGAUUUCUUCAUUACUGUUGUCAACAGAUAAAAUUUGAACUGCUUCCAGUUCAUUGUAGGUUCAACUAACUCCAAACUACAAUUCUUAUGAGUGUGUUGCUCAGAAACUAUUUUGUCAGUAGUUGGCAAUCUUUUCUCACCGUUCGAAAACAAUGGUCUGUGUGUCUCCCCAUUCUCAACAUGGUAUAGAUUUCAGUGUUCUUUUAAAAAUUAUUUUUAUGAAGGCAGCAUUGCCCUUGGGGUCAUCUUGCUGAUUCUUCUUGAUCAAGGGUGUAGAGAGAUACCAUCCAAAGACUGUUUCUUUGCAUGCAGCCUUUAGUGAUUUAGGUUUUAGACACGGUUCAGUCUGUGUGCCCACCAAUAACUUUACUGUAUGCAGUUGUGCCCAACAGUGUCUGCAGAGGAGGGUUGGGGGGCAGAACAGCAAAGUAGCAUCAUGCUGUCAUGGCACAAGCCCUACCCUUCUUGGAUAUGCAUUAUGAAAUGGACUGAGCUGAUGGCAUGACAUUGCUUUU
Candoia aspera is the source of this 5192-nucleotide messenger RNA. RefSeq names its product frizzled class receptor 6 (gene FZD6). Gene Ontology annotation, biological process: non-canonical Wnt signaling pathway; canonical Wnt signaling pathway. The coding region runs from base 551 to 2704 and encodes 717 amino acids. The record is from RefSeq and is a predicted model, not a curated record. The transcript has 6 exons. Gene Ontology annotation, cellular component: plasma membrane. Gene Ontology annotation, molecular function: Wnt receptor activity; Wnt-protein binding. Lineage: Eukaryota; Metazoa; Chordata; Lepidosauria; Squamata; Candoiidae.